AUGAGUUUACCUAUUCACUCCAAAAAACCUGAUAGAUUGAUGAAAACAUUGUUUAUUUCAUAGCCUAUCAUUUUUUAAUCAAAAGGAUUGAGCAAAACUGAAAUGGCGAUAGACCCUGCUCAAGAACCAAUUCCGUAAAAACAUUCUGGUUUUCAGACACUCCAAAGUUAGAGUUUAUAAAAGUAAAUGUAUGGGAUUGGAUUAAACACAGGAAGAUUUUUGGAUAAUCAAGAAUAAUUAAGAUAGGAUAAAAAUAAGAAAAGAGUUAUGAAGCCUGGAUAAAUAACUACAUUAGAACCUUUGACUUAGAAAUCGUCUACUUAGAAUAUAUUUUAAGAGGCAGAUAAUGAGGAAAGAAAAAAGUUCAUUGAUUAUACAGGUGGUCCCAGAUUUGAAAAUGAAAAAUAAGACAAAUUGAUCAAGUACUCGGUGGUAGGAUAUUAACAAUUUUUGAAAAUCCAUUAAGAAAAGCUAAAAUUAGAUGAAAAAAAAAAGAAGAAAACCUAAUAUACCAAUUAAGGGGCAACUGAUGACUCUACAAUAGAGGAGUAAUAACCUUUGAAGACAAGCUAGUUCAGUGAGAAAAUGAUAUAGUAAAGGAAGACGCCAAAAAAGAAUAGAGGAGAUUAAAAAUUUUUGAACAAGAGAGAUUUAGUUUAAAUUAUGAGAGAGACUGAGAAGAGAAUCUAAGAAGCAUAGAAAGAGAUAGAGGAAUAGGAGAGAAAACUACCUCAAAACACGAGAAAUGCAAUCACAAGGGAAGAGAGGGCUAUAAAAAAACAUGAAAACGUAAAGGCCUAAUGGGAAAAUGUUAAUAUUUAAGUGGCUUCCAAUUGCUUUCGUCAACCUGAGGAAACCAUUAUGGCUAGAUCAGAUUAAUUUAGGGGGAAAAAUCAAUUGGUAUAAGCUUUAGAAUUAUGUAAAGGGGAUGAUGAGAAAAACAAUAGUCGCUACUGGUAUUUGAGAUUAAGAUGGUAUGAUCACAAAGAUUCAAGACCUCCCUUUACUUUAUUAACAUAAAAGAAUCAAUAAUAGAGUGAGCGGAAAUUUGAAAAUAGACUCACUAAUAGGUUUGUGACAGACACGGAAGCAGAACGAUUGUAUCAAUAGCAACAAUUUGUAUUAUCUGACAUUUAAUCUAAUUUCAAUGCAAAAUUGAUCGAAAAUCCUUUUAAAUAAGUUGAAACUGUUAUAUCAGAGUAAAAAUUAAAAUCACAAGAGAAGUCAGUGUCGAAUUAUUCUAAUUUUCAGGAUUCGCCAAAAUCUAAAUUAUAUUCAACCAAAUUAGAAACAAUGUACCAUUAGAAAUUGAAGGAGAAACCAAAAAAAAAGUUUGUUGAUUGUUAAGAUUUUUUAAGUUUAAUAGGAGAAAGCCAAUAUCAAAGAGAGUUGAAAAUGUUGAAAAGAGAGUAAAUGCAAGAAUUCAAAUUAGCAGAAAUCCCACUUGAAGAAUAAGAAGUGAUGAUUAAUACAUGGAAUUCUAAGAAUUUGGCAAAAUCUGGUGAACGCAUAUUGUUUUGA
Paramecium tetraurelia is the source of this 1521-nucleotide messenger RNA. RefSeq lists its product as uncharacterized. The transcript has 2 exons. The record is from RefSeq and is a predicted model, not a curated record. NCBI's taxonomy places the organism in Eukaryota, Ciliophora, Oligohymenophorea, Peniculida, Parameciidae.